Molecule: messenger RNA, 2736 nt
Organism: Dipodomys ordii (Ord's kangaroo rat)
Lineage: Eukaryota; Metazoa; Chordata; Mammalia; Rodentia; Heteromyidae
Gene: Aagab
Product: alpha- and gamma-adaptin binding protein
Exons: 11
Coding region: 30-1037 (335 amino acids)
Source: RefSeq, a predicted model, not a curated record
CCGGACGGCACCGGCUCCCGAGCGCGGCGAUGGCUGCGGGCGUCCCCUGUGCACUGGUCACCAGCUGCUCCUCUGCCUUCACGGGCGACCGUCUGGUCCAGCAUAUCCUUGGAACAGAAGAUGUUAUUGUGGAACCAGCUUCCAGUGAUGCUGUGAGAUAUUACCCAUGGACCAUCGAUAAUAAAUACUACUCUGCAGAUAUCAAUCUGUGUGUCGUGCCAAACAAAUUCCUCAUCACUGCAGAGAUUGCAAAAUCUGUCCAGGCCUUUGUGAUUUACUUUGACAGCACGCAAAAAUCGGGUCUUGACAGUGUCUCCUCAUGGCUUCCACUGACGGAAACAUGGUUACCUGAGGUGAUGAUUUUGGUCUGUGACAGAGUGUGUGAAGAUGGAGUAAAUCGACAAAAAGCUCAAGAAUGGUGCAUAAAACAUGGCUUUGAAUUGGUUGAACUUAGUCCUGAGGAAUUGCCUGAAGAAGAUGAUGAUUUUCCUGAGUCUACAGGAGUAAAGCGAAUUGUGCAAGCCUUGAAUGCUAAUGUCUGGUCCAAUGUAGUGAUGAAAAAUGAUAGGAACCAGGGCUUUAGCCUUCUCAACUCAUUGGCUGGAACAAACCAUAGCAUUGGGUCAGUGGAGACCUGUCACUCAGAGCAGCCUCAUUUGCCAGCAUCAGAGAGGACAGACUCUGUCCUGGGGCAGCGGGGUGCAAGUAGCACAGCAGAAGCCCAGGUGGACAGCAUUGUGGAGGAAGAAAUUACUAAUAAAGAGGGGAAGGCUAGAAUGGACCCUUUGAUACUGGAAUCUAUAUAUCCCAUGUUAGAUUUGGAUAUUCAAGAAUUAGCCAGUCUUACCACUGGAGGGGGAGAUUUGGAGAAUUUUGAGAGACUAUUUUCAAAGUUAAAGGAAAUGAAAGACAAAGCUGCGACGCUUCCUCAUGAGCAAAGAAAGUUGCAUGCAGAAAAGGUGGCCAAAGCAUUCUGGAUGGCAAUCGGGGGAGACAGAGAUGAAAUUGAGGGCCUUUCUUCCGAUGAAGAGCACUAAGUUAUCUCUGCUAGGUUUGACUAACAGAUGCUCAGCAUUCUUCACCUGGGACUCAGCCCUGCUCAAGCCAGUCAUAAUUGGCCAAGAUUCUACUCACAUGUUGGCCGCCUGCCUAGUUUUUAGGGGCCCCUUGAUUUUAGCCUUGACUAGGGAAUUAAAAAUCUUUUCUUUUUCCGCGGAAGGGAAUGAGAAGUAUACGCGAUGAGAAUAACUGAGAAUAACGUGAAAGUUUCUCAAAGGCUGUUUUUGUUUUAGGAAUGGGAGUAGAAUGAAUCUCGGAGGUCUGCGAGUUCAUUCCAGUCAUUCCUGCCAGCUUUUUUUUUUAGCAUUCCCACAUUCGCGUUUAAUUGCGAACAACUGUGAGCAGUUUUUCCUUGGUGGGAGAUUUGGUUCCCAUUCACGGAGAUUGCACCUUGAGCUGUGACGCUUUGGGGGGAAUAAAGGAGGUGUGAGGCAGCCACACUCAGUGGCCCACAGAUUUGUCUCCAACCAAAAACAAUGCUUUGGGCAUUUCUUUUGAAGUGUCUGAGCUCAGGCUACAAAGAAUUGAAAAAAAACCACUGCGUAUUUUUAGACUGUAAAGUGAGGCAAAGGUUUCCUGCUGUGGUGGGGCUAAAACAAACCCUCUACUGAAUUGCUGCAAGGGCGGAGGGCUGGGAGUGAGAGAAAGAAGACCCAGGGGUAUCCUUGGGGAAACAGUGAGCACUCAUUACUGAGCUUGUGGUGAAAUUAUGGUGAAGACCUCGCCUGCCUGAGCCUUCUCCUUGACCAUUUGAGAUGUCAGAGCUGUGCUGUCACACUUGAAGUCCUGAGCACUAGGCAAGUGUCCCCUCUUCCUGUCUGAAAGCCAAACAGAGAUGAUUGCCAAAAUAGUAGCACAGAGCGGUGGGAGAGGGCGUGCCACGCUAGGCAGCACAGUCUUGAGCACCUCGUUUUACUCCCAGGGCUGCUGGCUGCUCUCCGCCUUUCAGAGCUGCCCCCGAGGGAGUCCCCUUGGUUCUUUACCCUGUGUCCUGUUUGGGUCAGCCCCAGAGAAACUCAUCUCAAAAAGGAAAAACGUUAAAGACCAGUAGAAAGUGCCACAGAUAAAAUCCUUGUUUCCAUCUCAGGUGACACUUGUAAUGCAAGUCGUUACCUCCUUUGUGGUAGUUACUGCUUUGGCUCUAACCAGGCCCGGCUUCAUAAAUGGAUGGUGCUGGCACCCAGGCUGAGAACUGGUUCUAGCCUUGUGUGGGCUCUGAACCCAUUCUCUUAGCAGGGAGAGAGCCAGGGUAGAUAGACCACGAGCAGAAAUAAGCUCCACACCUGCUCUGGGCACCCCGUGACAAUCACUGUGGCGGCACCUGAGACAGGUGUGUGCGAGUGGGGCUUCCAGACCCAUAUGGAGGUGGCCAUUCAGUGGCUAAGCAUGCCUGGUAGCAAUGGGAUGGCCUUUGCCCCUCCCCACCAAGGUCUGGUCAGGUUCUCCAGUGUUCUGUCAGUUGAUUGAUGUCUCAGAGAUGACUGCGUUUCUCUAAGUUGAUAAAUUUUGGCUCUGGGUUAACCAGAAAGGUGGAACAUGCUUUCCUUAAAACACGGAAGGCUUUAGAGAAUGUAGUAGGUCACAUGGUUGGGAGAAACAGCCUAAAAAAAAAAAAUAGCUGUGAACUUGAUUUGGUAGAUUUGCCAAAUUAAAAUGUGACUUAAUUUGUAAAGCCUG